UUUAUUUGUACGCCGGUAGAGAACAGAUCGUUAGUUUUAAAAAAGUCCCCAGAAAAAUUCUCCGUCUUUACCAAUUUAUUUGGUUGUCUUUCUAAACAUUCGUUUCGGUUUUUUUUCCCGAGAAAUUUGGAGUGUGGAACCAGACGGACUUGUUUUAAACGCCCUAAAUUUGUAGUAUUCCAGUUGUGUUCGCGGGGAAUAUUUUUCGAAACCCAAAAACCGAUUUUCGAAGUAUCAAUUAAAAAAGAAAUAAUAAUAAAACAAUUAAGCCCACCAGCAAUUGCCAGCCAUGAUGAAUAAGCUACGUCAGUUCCACUGCUCGCUGAAAAGCGUGACUGUCCUGUGCAAGCCAAAGGUCCUGUCGAAUGCCGGAGUGCGAUUCUCAUGCGGCGAGGGCAGGGCGAUAACGAGGGGCGUGGUUGUUGGUCUAUAUCAGAAGGAGGGCGAUAAGGAUCCAAAACUGACGCCGGCGGGUCAGAAGAUUGACCAGCGGGUUCAUGGAAAGCUAAUGAAGGUGAUCUGCGAGACUAAGUUGGAUGGACGAUUGGGUCGCGGCAAGGUAUUCAACAAUAUAGACACAGAUUUCGCAGCCGUCGCAGUGGUGGGUGUGGGCCUGGAAGGGAUUGGCUUUAACGAACUGGAAAUGUUAGACGAGGGAAUGGAGUUUGUUCGAGUGGCAGCCGGCGUGGGAGCAAGAUCCUUGCAGCAGCAGGGAAUAACGAAUAUUUUGGUAGACGGCAUGGACUAUGCUGAGCAAGCGGCUGAAGGUUCACAACUGGCCGUGUGGCGUUUCCCUGACAAUCUGGCCAAGAAGAACAUGCCAAAUAUUCCAACACUGGAGCUAUUUGAGUCGCCGGAUCAGGAGGGAUGGACGCGUGGAAUCUUCAAGGCGGAGGCUCAGAAUCUAGCUAGGCGAUUAAGUGAUGCACCCGCCAAUUGCAUGACUCCCACUAUGUUUGCCCAAGCCACUGUGGAUGCUUUGUGUCCUUGUGGCAUUACAGUGGAGGUUAGGACCAUGGACUGGAUUGAGGCCCAGAGGCUUAACGCCUUCUUGAUGAUCGCCAAGGGCAGUUGUGAACCGCCCGUUCUGCUCGAGCUGAGCUAUUGCGGCACAGCGCCCGACGACAAGCCAAUCCUGUUCGUGGGCAAGGGCAUCACCUUUAACUCCGGUGCCCUCAACCUACGACCUUGCAUCGGCAUGGACGAAUACCGUGGCAGCAUGUCCGCUGCCGCCUGCUGCGUGGCCAUGAUGCGCUGCAUUGCUGCCCUGUCCCUGCCCAUCAAUGUGACCUGCAUCAUCCCGCUGUGUGAGAAUAUGCCUUCCGGAAUGAGUGCGAAGCCCGGCGAUGUGGUGACCCUGCUCAAUGGCAAAUCGAUGGCUGUGCGUGAUCUGGACAAGGCCGGAGUGGUGGUCUUGUCGGAUCCUCUGCUCUACGGACAGAAGACCUACCUGCCAAGGCUGGUCGUGGACAUUGCCACCCUUAAUACUGGUGUUAAGAAGGCUUUCGGUGGUGGCGCUACUGGUAUCUGGUCCAAUUCUCACUACAUCUGGAAGCAGUUCCAGCGUGCCGGCUCCAUUUCCGGUGACCGUGUGUGGCGUCUCCCACUGUGGCAGUACUACAGACGCCAGGUCACCGAUGAGCGAUCCUACGAUCUAAGCAACGACGGACGAGGAUUGGCCACUUCUUGCUUGGCUGCAGCCAUCCUCCACGAACUGGUACCCUGUGUGGACUGGGCCCAUCUGGACACCCGCGGCACAGGACUCAUUUCAACGUACGGACUGGUGCCGUACCUCACAAAGAAACGCAUGACCGGCAGACCUACCCGUACUCUUGUUCAGUUUGUUUACCAAAUGGCCUGUCCGGAAAUGAAGUGAAGCGGUUUCGUUGCCGUGUGAUGAGUGAUUGAAGGAUUGACGUGUUUUGUUUUGAUAUUUUCAAGUAAAUCAAAGAUAUUUUCGGCGUUAA
Drosophila eugracilis is the source of this 1967-nucleotide messenger RNA. Its product is annotated as cytosol aminopeptidase. The coding region runs from base 290 to 1876 and encodes 528 amino acids. Gene Ontology annotation, cellular component: cytoplasm. The transcript has a single exon. NCBI's taxonomy places the organism in Eukaryota, Metazoa, Arthropoda, Insecta, Diptera, Drosophilidae. Gene Ontology annotation, molecular function: manganese ion binding; metalloaminopeptidase activity. The record is from RefSeq and is a predicted model, not a curated record. Gene Ontology annotation, biological process: proteolysis.